Zygotorulaspora mrakii is the source of this 870-nucleotide messenger RNA. RefSeq names its product SNAP receptor PEP12 (gene PEP12). The record is from RefSeq and is a predicted model, not a curated record. Lineage: Eukaryota; Fungi; Ascomycota; Saccharomycetes; Saccharomycetales; Saccharomycetaceae. Gene Ontology annotation, molecular function: SNARE binding; SNAP receptor activity. The transcript has a single exon. Gene Ontology annotation, cellular component: membrane; endomembrane system; SNARE complex. Gene Ontology annotation, biological process: Golgi to vacuole transport; vesicle fusion; intracellular protein transport. Bases 1 to 870 code for a protein of 289 amino acids.
AUGUCGAUUACUCUAAACGACAAUAUUGAUUAUGAUGAGGAGCCCAGAGAAUAUAUGGACUCCCCGGAAUUCGAGCGUCUGAAAGAAGAUAUAGUGGGACAAUUAUUUGAAACAAAUGGCCAAAUAAGCACAGUGGAGCAAUUCAUAACAAGCCUAGAAAAACUUUUAAAAAAGGGCAAUGUGAGUGCCAAGGUGGUGGAUAAUAUAGAUAAGAAAUCGGUUGCUAAAAUUAGAAAAGUGGGGCAUUUGAUUAUAAGCAUGAAUGAGUUGGUACAUAAAAUCAACGGCAUUGAGGAGUCCAAUCUAGAUAGAACGCAAAUCAUUGCCAGAGAAAAAAUAGUGAGGGAUGUUCAAUAUUCUGUUCAGGAGUUUCAAAAGACACAAAAAAAAUAUGCCUCCGUUAUCAGAAAGAUAAAUACGGAAGCCAGGGCCGUGUUGGACGAAGCAGAGCAGAAUAGAAGCGCUCUUCAACAGGAAGAGGACGCUGCAGAAGGAAAUGUCACAAAGGUUCAAAGUCAGAGGACACAGUCAGUUCAAUAUUCUAUUCACAGAGAGCCCUUAAACAAUGAGGAAUUUGCAUAUCAGGCCAAUUUAAUACGACAGCGAGACGAAGAAAUAUCAAAUAUAGAAGAGGGGAUUACAGAAUUGAACGAGAUAUUCAAAGAUUUAGGCUCUGUGGUACAACAGCAGGGAAUGCUUGUUGAUAACAUUGAGGCUAACAUUUACACUGCCGCAGACAAUACAGCUAUGGCAUCUCGAGAACUGAAUAAAGCUCUAAGAUCACAGAAGAGUGCCAAUAAGUGGUGCGUUCAACUCCUUGCGACGUUGUCAUUCAUGCUAUUGAUGCUCAUUUUAAUAGUUUUUAUUUAG